Messenger RNA from Symbiodinium sp. CCMP2592, 3165 nucleotides. The record is from the annotation of a GenBank genome assembly. Lineage: Eukaryota; Dinophyceae; Suessiales; Symbiodiniaceae.
AUGGAGACCAUCGAGGCAAACCACACCAUCGAUGCCUUGAAUUCAAUGUUUGAUAGUCCGGCCCGCUUCGCCGACAAAACGACGGGGGAGUUUUUGGCUGGUGCCUCGGCUGCACAGGUUGAGGCUUUACGCCUGGUUGAGCAGGCAGUUCAUGACAUGGGGCGGCCUCCGGUCGGCGUGUCAUGCUCGGGAGCGCUUCGGCAGCUCCGGGCCGCGAGUGGAUACACUGACCCUGACGUCCAGUCGGUGGGUUCGCUCGCAUCCUACAAUCCCGAAGGUGUUUCUUUGCCGGCACCAGGCUGGAGCCCCAUUUCAUUGGAGGCUUUAGGGGGCGCCGACGGGCCACAAUUCGUUGACUUUCUUCAACGACAGCUGCUGCCUCUUGAUGACGCCCUGCAGCGGGUCCAUGAUAGUGGAGUUGAGCAUCCAUACUCCGACCCCCAGUUCAAGAACCCUGUGGUCUACCGAGAUUUCUUGCGAAGGCUGCGGGACUCAAACCUGAUUGAUUACACGAGCACUCCUUGUCGUGAGAUGGUGGCUGUUUUCUUUGUGGCAAAGAAGCUAGGGCGCUUACGCAUGAUCAUUGACGCUCGACGUAGCAAUGCUCACUUUGCCGAUCCUCAGUAUGUGCAGCUGGCUACCGGCGACAGUCUGAGCAGGAUUGAGAUUGAGCCCGGUGAUCGCUUGACCAUCUGCACCGCCGACCUGAAGGACGCCUUCUAUCAUCUAUCCUUGCCUGAAGGCUUAAGAGGGCUUUUUGGGCUUCCUCGGAUCGACUGCCGCUAUCUUCCUGAGGCGAAGGUUGGCUCGGAGAGAUGGGUGUACCCUAGAUUGGCGGUGGUUCCGAUGGGGUGGUCUUGGGCACUUUUCGUAUGUCAAACCUUGCACGAAAGACUGGUUUUGCGCUCCGGCCUCAAGGACUCUGCUUGUCUUCGCGACCGCAGGCCCACGCCGGAUGCCGAGGUUCUCCACACUGAGUACGUCGAUAAUUUGAUUGUGCUCGGCACCGAAGCGUCUCAGGUCCAGGCGGCGUACCAGAAGGCUGUGCAGGAGCUCAAGAACGCCGGGUUGCAGGUGCACGAAGAGGAAGUCAAUGACUCAGGUGCCAUAAUCCUCGGAUGGGAGUUCUGCAGCAACGGAGUCUUUCGUCCAUCCAGGCACCGAGCAUGGAAAACUCGACUCGCAGUCCGAGGGCUUCUUCAACAAGGUCGGGUCACGGGCAAGGAGGUUGAGAAGGUACUCGGUCAUUGCUGCUUUAUCUGUCUCGGUCGACGGGAGGCUCUAUCUGUUUUCGGCGAGGUUUACCGCUUCGUGCAGGACUACCGUGGCCACCCAAAACAGGUAAGGCUCCCCUCUGCUGUACGUCAGGAGUUUCUGAAGUGGGAUGGGAUCCUGCCACUCAUCUUCCGCGACCUCGCAUCGCAAUGGUCUGAGACAGUUCAUGCUGUUGAUGCUUCAGAAUGGGGGCUCGGAGUCGUCGUUGGUACUGUCCCCCGCGCGGAGGUUCGGCGGCUGGGCAAAUACAAUGAGCGUUGGCGCUUUCGCCUCCCAGGCGGGGCCCGGCCUCGCUCCCAGACUCUUGCUCCGGGGACCGAUGGAGCCAGGUGCUCAGUCGAGGAGGCGACCGGUGUGGAGGACGUGCUCAAUGACGAGGACCAGGCCUUUGACAGUUUUGAGCCCGUGACGUUCGAGACGGUCGACCGCACCUGGGUCGUUACUGGCAGGCACAAAUGGCGCCGUCCUCUGACGCUCCCGGUUGCUGAAGCCAGGGCCUCACUCAACGCUGUCAAGCACAUCAUUAGGACGCAAGCCAACUGGGGCGGGAAACAUUUGCUGCUCUCCGACUCAAUGACGGCUGUGUGUGCACUGUCCCGCGGGCGGGCCCAAGGGUUUCAGCUGCGCCGGGUAUGUCAGCAGAUCGGGGCAAUUGCCUUGGUCACCCGCUGCGUAUUCGCCUUGCGGUGGGAUCCUGGACGGCUUCGCAACCCUCGCAGUAUGGUUCUCUACAGAUCUCCGCUCCUUCCUCGAGCGAGCUCCUUUCAGAAGCCACCGGAGCCGAAAAAGGCGCCUCCGGCGGCAACAGUGACACCUCAAAACCCGGGCGAGCUCAAGAACCCCAGUGCACGGAAGGCAGCUCGGCGGGUGGCGCGGGCCAGAGUGAAGACUUCGUGCCCGGAGAAGACACUCCUGGAAACGGCGUCGGUGAGUGCAGCGUGCUUCCGGCGCUACCAAGUGGCGUGGAUGGCUGCACGCCAUCUGGUGAUGUCUGUGACGGGCACGCUCAUGCCCACCGCCGAGCUCGAUGCGAACCUCGCCGGCCAUCUGGAGCACCUCUUCUUGGAGGGCGAGGACCUUUCGGCUGCCCAGUACCUCAUUGCGGCGAUAUGUUUCUUUGUGCCCGCCAUCAAGGCCAUGGGAAUGCAGGCGCUGCCACGGGUCAGACAGAGCAUUCAAGGGUGGCGCCGCCUCUGUCCGCCACAGAGUCGUCUCCCGGUCCCGUUCGAAGUGGUCGCGCUGGUGUUUCUUUGGGCGGUGGAGUCCCAGAGGAUCGCCCUGGGUUUCCACCUUCUUCUCAGCUUCAUGCUGUACCUUCGUCCAGGGGAAGCUUUGGGCCUUCGGGCGAAGGAUGUGGUGCCACCUGCAGGCAGGCGGAAAAAGUCAUCUCCCUGGACCUUUGUACUGCACCCUCUGGAAGUGGGCCAGGCCUCAAAGACUCAGGAGUUCGACGAGACCGUCGGCCUCGACUUACCGUACCACGCAGGCGUGGGGGAAGCCAUGUACCGGGCUAUGCAUCUCCAGCGCCUCCACGAGGACCAGAAGGCCUGUUGCUUGGCAUACAUCUUGGCACGCCUUGCUCCAGUUUUUCGCGAGCUCGAGAAUGCCAGCCGGGACCUCUGUCUUCUCGUUUGUGGAACUGCCCUAGCAUCACUCGUCUUCUUCGGCGAAAACAAGUACAGUGCUGGGAACAAAGCGUGGCCCGUGUGCGGCCUCGGGCAGGCCCCACCUUCAUCUGGCUGGGCAGGCAAGGAUGGCAGCUACAUCAAGUUCAGUGAGAACUCCUUCGUUUGCAUCUCGAAGAACAAGGCGAAGGGGACGAAGAUCAAAGGUCCGCUUUGUUACGAGAUCCAGAACAACUGUAAGUCACUCGCCCGAUGGAUUUUCUGA